Molecule: messenger RNA, 1639 nt
Organism: Carassius gibelio (silver crucian carp)
Lineage: Eukaryota; Metazoa; Chordata; Actinopteri; Cypriniformes; Cyprinidae
Gene: phkg1a
Product: phosphorylase kinase, gamma 1a (muscle)
Exons: 10
Coding region: 195-1379 (394 amino acids)
Biological process (GO): protein phosphorylation; glycogen biosynthetic process
Cellular component (GO): phosphorylase kinase complex
Molecular function (GO): calmodulin binding; ATP binding; phosphorylase kinase activity
Source: RefSeq, a predicted model, not a curated record
UUUAAUACGGCUUUUUUAUUUUUGGAGCUUGACAUUCAGUUGCCUUAUGGGCGCUGUGUUGUUGAAGGCAGCAGAGCCGUCGUGCUGUAUCUCUCGCGGUAUAUGACUGAAGAAAGGCUGACCGCUGACUUCAACAGGAGGACUAAUAGCGAUUCUAACAGGAGCCCAGUUUUCUUCCAGGCGAGUCUAUAAUAAUGACCAAAGAAGAUGAAAUUCCUGACUGGGCCGGAGCACAGGACUUCUAUGAGAAGUAUGAUCCAAAGGAGAUCCUUGGAAGAGGGGUGAGCAGCGUGGUUCGACGCUGCAUCCACAAGCGCAGCACUCAGGAAUAUGCAGUCAAGAUCAUAGACAUCACGCCAUCAGAUAAGAUGAGCCCUGAGGAGAUCGAGGAGAUCAGAAAUGCCACAAUAAAAGAGGUAGACAUCCUCAAGAAGGUGUGUGGACAAGAAAAUAUCAUUCAGCUGAAGGAUUCCUUUGAAACCAAAGCUUUCUUCUUCUUAGUGUUCGACUUGAUGAAGAAAGGAGAGCUUUUUGAUUACCUGACCGAGAAGGUUACACUCAGUGAAAAAGAGACAAGGAAGAUUAUGCGGUCACUGUUCGAGGUGGUUCAGUUCCUUCACUCUCAAAACAUCGUGCACAGAGAUCUGAAGCCAGAAAACAUCCUUCUAGAUGACAAUAUGAACAUCAAACUCACUGAUUUUGGCUUUGCUGUGCAGAUUGCACCAGGACAAAAACUUAACGAGGUAUGUGGGACCCCAGGCUAUCUAGCCCCAGAGAUUAUCGAAUGCUCAAUGGAUCCUCACCACCAGGGUUACGGGACCGCCGUUGAUCUCUGGAGCGCAGGGGUGAUCAUGUACACCCUUCUUGCAGGUUCUCCUCCUUUCUGGCACAGGAAGCAGAUGCUAAUGCUGCGCAUGAUCCUGGCGGGAAGCUACCAGUUCACCUCUCCGGAGUGGGACGACCGUUCAGACACCGUCAAAGACCUGAUCUCCAGGUUGUUGGUGGUGAAUCCUGAGGCACGUUACUCUGCCAAAGAUGCCUUAAACCACCCUUUCUUCCAGCAGUAUGUGGUCGCAGAGGUGCGACAUUUCAGCCCCUACAGGAAGUUCAAGGUGAUCUGCUUGACAGUUUUGGCAGCAAUGCGCAUUUACUGCAAUUAUCGCCGUGCCAAGCCAGUUACCAAAGAAGUGAUCAAGAGCGACCCCUAUGCAGUAAAGCCUAUCCGCAAGCUCAUCGAUGCCUGUGCGUUCAAGAUUUAUGGACACUGGGUGAAGAAGGGCCAGACGCAGAACAGAGCUGCCCUGUUUGAGAACAGUCCAAAAGCUAUCUUGCUUUCUCUAGCAGCGGAAACAGAAGAUUCAUCUCUCCGAAUGAUGUAAUGUCAUAUAUGUAAAGCACACUACUGAAAACUGUAGAGGAUAGUAUGUUCAAGAAAUAGUUAAUACCUCAUGCUGCGUGACAGCGAUAUGAGAGCAAAUCUACACUUUCAGUUGCAUAAAUUGUUCCAACUUUUAAAUGCUGUUACUGAAACUGCACUGAACCUGGACACCUGAAGUUCUCAUGAUAAUUCAGGUCGUGUUUAUUUAUUCUAAUAUAUGAUAAAUUAUUGGAAAUAUUAAAACAAAACAAAAGUAUAAAA